Molecule: messenger RNA, 2169 nt
Organism: Triticum turgidum subsp. durum (durum wheat)
Lineage: Eukaryota; Viridiplantae; Streptophyta; Magnoliopsida; Poales; Poaceae
Source: the annotation of a GenBank genome assembly
AUGGGUGCCAAAGAGAAUGGCGAAGUGAGAGAUGAGAAGGGAGUUAGAUCAGAUUAUGAACCAUCUAGAGUUUCUGUUUCCUCGCAAGGUGAGGCUCAUGGUAAUGAAGACAAUAGAGCGAAAAGAGGUUCGGUAGUUCCAAAGAAGCUCUUGAAAAAAGACACCAAAGAAAAUAGCCCUCGCAUGGCCAAAAGCAGCACAAGUCGUCAAGUUCAAAACAAGGUGCAACAGAAAGCACCAAACAACACUCAGAACAGAUCACCAAAACCUAGGAAAGCAGCAGUUAAUGGUGCUAGAGCAAUUGAAGUUAGAAGACCAGAUAUUGUAAAAAUCCCUUCUCGCCCUCCAUCAGAACUGUCCGAGGAGGCAGAUGAUAUAGCUAGUGAAGCGGGAACCAUUGAUGAUAGAGGCAAUGAAGAGGCCAAAGAGAUCGAUGUGUUAGACGAAGCUCCACAUUGCGAUCAGAGUACUGGUACUGAUGAUGAAAUUGCUGAUAUUGAAGAAAAGAUUGUUGAUGAUGACAAAGCAGUUUUACAUCGGAGAAAUGAGGAACUACAGUCAAAACUUGAGAAGAUGGAGCAGGAACUUCGUGAAGUUGCUGCACUCGAAGUUUCUCUUUACUCUGUAUUGCCUGAGCAUGGAAGUUCAGCACAUAAGUUGCAUACCCCAGCUCGGCGUCUUUCUAGGCUGUACACUCAUGCAUCCAAGUUUUGGUCCCCGGAUAGGAGAGCUUCAGCAGCAAAAAAUACUGUUUCUGGUCUUGUUCUCGUUGUGAAAUCCUGUAGUAAUGAUGCUUCAAGGUUAACAUACUGGCUGUCCAAUACAGUUGUUCUCAGAGAGAUAAUUUCAAAAUCUUUUGGCAUCUCACGUCAAUCAACUCCAACCAUGACGACAAAAAACUUAAAUGGCAGUGCACACUGGUUUGAUGGAAAAUCCACGCCCAGAUCCAUGCCAGUGCCAUGGAAAAACAACUCCAACGGCAAGCAAACUGAACUUGCUAUAAUACAGACAGCAGAUAAUUGGCAGGAAACUAGCACACUUUUAGCCGCAUUAGAGAGGAUCGAAUCUUGGAUAUUUUCUCGGAUUGUCGAGACAGUUUGGUGGCAGGCAUUAACUCCUCACAUGCAAACCCCAACAGAAGGUUCGUCAACCCCAAAGGCUCGGAAAGUGUUAGGCCCUUCUUUGGGUGAUCAGCAGCAAGGCACCUUUUCUGUUAACUUGUGGAAGGCUGCAUUUCACGAUGCAUACAGCAGACUCUGCCCUCUUCGUGCUGGUGGGCAUGAGUGUGGCUGUUUGCCAGUAUUGGCCAAACUGGUGAUGGAGCAAUGUGUAGCCCGUUUAGAUGUUGCAAUGUUUAAUGCCAUUCUUCGUGAAUCAGCUAGUGAGAUACCAACUGAUCCAAUAUCUGACCCAAUCGUUGACCCAAAAGUCCUCCCGAUCCCAGCUGGUGAGCUAAGCUUUGGGUCAGGAGCGCAGCUGAAAAAUUCUAUUGGAAAUUGGUCGAGAUGGUUGACGGAUAACUUGGGCAUUGACGCUGAUGACCCUGAGGAUGAAGGUUUCGACAUAGGAAAUGGGAAUGAUGAAAGAAUUGGUGCAGCUGAAGCAAAGUCUUUUAAGCUGCUUAAUGAACUGAGUGAUCUCCUGAUGACCCCGAAGGACAUGCUUAUUGAAAAAUCCAUCAGGAAAGAGAUCUGCCCUUCGGUCGGGCUUCCACUUGUAACAAGAAUCCUGUGCAACUUCACCCCUGACGAGUUCUGCCCCGAUCCUGUCCCUAGCAUAGUCUUAGAGGAGCUGAAUUCCGAGAGCUUGCUGGAGCGUCACACCGCGAAACACGCGAUCAGCGCAUUCCCGUGCAUCGCUGCUCCUAUCGCGUACCGCACUCCUUCCCAACUGGAUGUGGAGGAGAAAGUGUCGGUCGCCGGAGGCAGCGCCAAGCUGGACAGGAGAGCCUCGAUGGUCCAGAGGAGAGGGUACACCAGCGACGACGAUCUAGAUGACCUGGACUCCCCCCUCGCGUCCCUGUUCGACAAGAGCGCUCCACCUUCGCCGUCAAACGGCGCCGCGCCUUUCACUGCUCAGCAGAGAGGAGCUUCCAUGGAGAACGCGAGGUUCGAGCUCCUGAGAGAGGUGUGGUCGGAGCGGCGCGGCAGUGAUCCGGUGAACUUGUGA